UCCCUUUAUAUCUACGUCCUGAGCUCUGCCUUUUGAAGUCCAUGCACUUGCGGGAUUUUCAAAUCCCACUACUUUUUUUUUUCUCAGUCCUCUUUCAACUUUCUCUGCAAAGCCCCUUCCAUCUUUUUCUGUAAACCUUUAGAUAAAGUUUCUUCAUGGCUCAGGCUAGUCAAAUUGGUGAUAUCAAGUACGCUGAGGAGUAUAUUUUGAAUGGUCGAGGAAAUAAACUGUUUACAUGUUGUUGGGUCCCGGUGAAUCAAGAACCAAAAGCUUUAAUCUUCAUCUGCCAUGGCUACGCCAUGGAGUGCAGCAUCACCAUGAAUAGCACUGCAACUCGGCUGGCAAACUCAGGUUUUGCCUGCUAUGGGAUAGAUUAUGAAGGCCAUGGAAAAUCAGAAGGCUUGGAUGCUUACAUCACUAACUUCGACGAUCUUGUUGAUGAUUGCUCCACUCAUUUCAGUAACUUAUGUGAGAGAGAAGAGAACAAAGGGAAGAUGAGAUAUUUGUUGGGGGAAUCCAUGGGAGGAGCUGUGGCUCUUCUCUUGCACAGAAUGAAAGGAGAUUAUUGGGAUGGGGCCAUCUUGGUGGCGCCAAUGUGUAAGAUUGCUGAUGAAUUGAAGCCACAUCCUGUUGUGAUCAGUAUUCUCAACCAGCUUUCCAGGAUUAUUCCAACAUGGAAAAUUGUCCCAACUAAAGAUAUAGUUGAUGUUGCAUUCAAAAUGCCUGAGGUUAGAGCACAGGUUAGAGCAAAUAAAUACUGUUACAAAGGGCGGCCACGCUUGAAAACCGGCCAAGAGCUUCUCAGGGUCUGCAUAGAUCUUGAGCAGAAUCUCCAAGAGGUUGCAUUACCAUUUAUCGUUUUGCACGGGGAAGAUGACAAAGUGACAGAUCCAGGAGUUAGCCAGCAACUAUAUAAUGUAGCAUCCAGCGAGGACAAGACCUUGAAGCUAUAUGAGGGGAUGUGGCAUGGUUUACUCUAUGGCGAGCCCCCUGAAAAUAUCGAGAUUGUAUUCAGAGACAUUAUCAAUUGGAUAGAGGAGAGAGUUUCCAUGGGAAAUUCAAGACUGGAAAGGGAGCUUAAACAAGCUCACGAUGAUUUCAAAAACAAGAUAUAAAUGUUUAAUUUGUUCUGUAGCCAAAGUUACGAUAAAUUAAGUAAAUUAAGGCACCAUAAGGCCAAAAAAUAUGUUACUUCUCAAGUUAGCUUCAACUUGUUUCAUUUUUCAAAGAAAUGGUGCUCAUUUCUUGCAUCUUUACUUAACUCUACAAUCUCUGCUUACCCAUUUUGGCUGUAAUGUAGCAAAGAAAAUAUGAAGUGGGAAUUUGAUAAAUCCAAAGCCUUUUUUGUUUUGCUUCUA
Messenger RNA from Mangifera indica (mango), 1358 nucleotides. RefSeq names its product caffeoylshikimate esterase-like. The transcript is spliced from 8 exons. Bases 156 to 1115 code for a protein of 319 amino acids. The record is from RefSeq and is a predicted model, not a curated record. Gene Ontology annotation, molecular function: lipase activity. Gene Ontology annotation, cellular component: membrane. NCBI's taxonomy places the organism in Eukaryota, Viridiplantae, Streptophyta, Magnoliopsida, Sapindales, Anacardiaceae.